UGGUGAUUGAAUUCAUAUUUGGAUUUCGGUUGAGUUCGAUGGAAACGUUCGUAUAAAAUACGAGCUGCGCGCGUAUUUCGUGUGUGCGCGCACAGUAUAUAUUAAUCCAUCCAUAUAUCUAUAUCGUUUGUGACAAGUCUGAUAAAAGUUCUAUGUGGCGUGUGAAUAAAAUUGUGAGAGAGUGAGAGAGAAAAAGGGAGAAGAAUAACGCCAAAACGAAAAAAAUCAAGUUCCAACUAAAAAAAAGAGAGAAGAAACCAAACCAAAAAAAAGUGUCCAAAACCGUGUGGUUAUCGACAGUGGAAAAGAAUCAAUUAAUUUAAGUCAUGCCUAAUCAUUUUGCGCCGAAUGGUAAUUAGCCCCGGAAAUAAAACCAAAAUAAUCUUAUCAAGUGUCAACAAUUUCCAUCCCGCCUAAUGUAAAAGUUCACAUGGAAUUUCGUUGUUUCAAAACCAAAUUAAAAUAAAAAAAAGCCCAAUUCCUUAAUCGAAAAGUAUAGCGGUACGAAGAAAAAAGCAAAAAACAUUUACGAAUUAAAGUGAAGUGAGUUUGACGUUCAGCUGAACAAUGGCUGAAGCGGAAGGAGGAUCGGAGCAGGAUGAUGUCUCGUUCUUGCGUACGGAAGACAUGGUGUGCUUAUCAUGCACCGCCACCGGAGAACGUGUCAUGCUUGCGGCCGAAGGUUUUGGCAAUCGUCAUUGUUUCCUCGAGAAUAUUGCCGAUAAAAAUGUGCCACCCGAUUUGUCGCAGUGCGUGUUUGUCAUCGAACAGGCGUUAUCAGUGCGUGCAUUGCAAGAAUUGGUCACGGCCGCUGGUUCCGAAUCGGAGGGUGAAUCGUUAGGCAAAGGCACUGGAUCUGGUCAUCGAACGCUACUUUAUGGCAAUGCAAUUCUUUUGCGUCAUCAGAACAGUGAUAUGUAUUUGGCUUGUUUGUCGACGUCUUCAUCGAACGAUAAGCUAUCCUUUGACGUUGGUUUGCAGGAGCACAGUCAAGGCGAAGCCUGUUGGUGGACUGUUCAUCCAGCCAGCAAACAACGUUCAGAAGGUGAAAAAGUUCGUGUUGGUGAUGAUUUGAUUUUGGUCUCUGUUGCCACCGAACGUUACUUGCACUCAACGAAAGAGAAUGACCAAUCGAUUGUAAACGCUAGUUUCCAUGUCACACAUUGGUCGGUACAACCGUAUGGAACUGGAAUUUCGCGCAUGAAAUACGUCGGUUUCGUAUUUGGUGGUGAUGUCUUGCGAUUUUUACACGGUGGCGAUGAGUGUCUAACGAUACCGGGAACAUGGUCAAGAGAACCCGAUCAGAACAUUGUGAUUUAUGAAGGUGGUUCAGUUAUGUUACAAGCACGAUCGCUAUGGCGUCUCGAACUUGCGCGCACCAAAUGGUCUGGCGGUUUCAUCAACUGGUGUCAUCCAAUGCGAAUUCGACACAUUACAACCGGUCGAUACUUGGGUGUGAAUGAAAAUAAUGAGCUUUGCUUGGUGAAACAACAAGAUGCAAGCAUCGCAGCCACAACGUUCCGUCUGAGACAGUCAAAAGAUGAAGCGAUCAAGGAUAAGCUUGAGGACAAGGACUUAGAGGUGAUUGGUGCUCCAAUCAUUCGAUACGGUGACACAGCUGUCAUUCUACAGCAUUGCGACUCCGAACUGUGGCUCAGUUACAAAAGUUACGAAACGAAACGGAAAGGCGUUGGCAAAGUGGAAGAGAAACAAGCCAUUUUACACAUUGAAGGUAAAAUGGAUGAUUUUCUUGUUUUUGCGCGAUCGCAAGAGGAGGAAUCGAAAACAGCACGAGUUAUUCGAAAAUGCAGCAGUCUAUUCACAAAGUUCAUUAAUUCAUUGGAAACAUUGCAACAAAACCGUCGUCAUUCGAUGUUCUUCCUGUCAGUGAAUUUAGGCGAAAUAGUCAUGUGUUUAGAGGAUUUAAUCACUUACUUUUGCCAACCGGAAGAUAAUAUGGAACACGAGGAAAAACAAAACCGUUUUCGUGCCUUACGCAAUCGUCAAGAUCUGUUCCAAGAAGAAGGUGUUCUGAAUCUCAUUCUAGAGGGCAUCGACAAAAUGAAUGUGAUUACAUCACAGGGUUUUUUGGCCGGUUUUUUGGUUGGCGACGAAAGUGGCACGAAUUGGGAUUUGAUUACGGGAUAUUUAUAUCAAUUGUUAGCGGCUAUCAUCAAGGGCAAUCACACCAAUUGCGCCCAAUUCGCCAAUACAAAUCGAUUGAAUUGGCUAUUUUCACGGCUGGGCUCGCAAGCAUCGAGCGAAGGAUCCGGUAUGCUUGACGUAUUGCAUUGUGUAUUGAUUGAUUCACCGGAAGCAUUGAAUAUGAUGCGAGACGAACAUAUCAAAGUUAUCAUCAGUUUGCUUGAGAAGCACGGCCGUGAUCCAAAAGUAUUGGAGGUUUUAUGCUCACUGUGUGUGGGCAAUGGAGUUGCUGUACGUUCGUCGCAAAAUAACAUUUGCGAUUAUCUAUUGCCCGGCAAAAAUUUGCUGCUUCAAACGCAGCUAGUCGACCAUGUGGCGAGCAUUCGUCCAAAUAUUUUUGUGGGUCGUGUUGACGGCUCGGCAACAUAUCAAAAAUGGUAUUUUGAAGUGACAAUGGAUCAUAUUGAGCAAAAAACGCACAUGACACCGCAUUUAAGAAUUGGUUGGGCCAACACAACGGGAUAUGUGCCAUAUCCGGGUGGUGGCAAGAAAUGGGGCGGCAAUGGUGUUGGCGAUGACCUGUAUUCAUUUGGUUUUGACGGUGCAUUUCUUUGGACCGGCGGCAAAAAGACGGCUGUUCUCCAGGAUAUACCGCUUGAACCGUACAUUCGCAAAGGAGACGUUAUCGGCGUUGCACUUGACUUAAAUGUGCCCAUCAUUUAUUUCACAUUCAAUGGCCUCAAAGUGAAAGGAACGUUCCGUAAUUUCAAUCUCGAUGGAAUGUUCUUCCCAGUCAUGAGUUGCUCAUCAAAACUCAGUUGUCGCUUUUUGCUUGGUGGAGAUCAUGGUCGUUUGAAAUACGCACCUCCAUUUGGAUUUUCACCAUUAGUUCAAUGCCUGAUGCCACAUCAAAUAUUGAGUUUGGAUCCAUGCUUUUAUUUUGGCAAUUUGAACAAAAACGUUAUCGCCGGCCCAUGGCUUAUCGAAGACGAUACAGCAUUCGUUCCGAAUCCAGUCGAUACGUCAACAGUAACUUUGCCAUCGUCUGUCGAUACAAUCAAGGAUAAAUUGGCUGAAAAUAUCCAUGAGAUGUGGGCAUUGAAUAAAAUUGAAGCCGGUUGGAUGUGGGGAGAACGUCGUGAUGAUCUUCAUCGUAUUCAUCCGUGCUUAACGCAUUUCGAUAAAUUGCCCGCCGCCGAAAAACGAUACGAUUGCCAAUUGGCCGUACAAACAUUGAAAACAAUAAUUGCCAUUGGUUACUACAUAACAAUGGAUAGGCCACCGGCAAGAAUCCGUCCGAUUCGUUUGCCGAACGAACCGUUCAUGCAAGCGAACGGUUACAAACCGGCGCCACUUGAUUUAAGUGCCGUUACAUUAACGCCAAAACUUGAAGAGUUGGUCGAUCAGCUGGCCGAAAAUACGCACAAUUUAUGGGCAAAAGAACGUAUACAACAAGGUUGGACCUAUGGAUUGAAUGAGGAUUCCGAAACGUUGCGUAGUCCCCAUUUAGUUCCGUAUAGCAAAGUCGAUGAUGCAAUUAAGAAAGCCAAUCGAGAUACGGCCUCCGAAACGGUUCGAACCCUUUUGGUGUACGGUUACAAUUUGGAUCCACCGACCGGUGAAGGUAACGAAGCGUUGCUUGCUGAGGCAUUACGCCAGAAAUUUUCCGCAUUUCGCACGUAUCGAGUGGAGAGAAAUUAUUCGGUAACAUCCGGAAAAUGGUAUUUUGAAUUUGAAGUGCUCACAACGGGCCCAAUGAGAGUUGGUUGGGCACGCGCUGAUGCCAAUCCAGGUGUGAUGCUUGGUGCUGAGGAUUCAUCAUGGGCAUUCGAUGGCUAUAAUGAAGAAAAAGUGUAUGCCGGCUCGUACGAGUCAUUUGGCAAACAAUGGCAACCAGGCGAUGUAGUUGGCGUCUUCCUUGAUUUGGUCGAUCAUACAAUCAGUUUCUCGUUGAAUGGAGAACUAUUGAUGGAUGCACUUGGUGGUGAAACCACAUUUGCUGAUGUAACGGCUGCCGAGGGUGUUGGUUUUGUGCCCGCAUUCACACUUGGCGUUGGACAAAAAGCGCGCCUUGUCUAUGGCCAAAAUGUUGAUUCGCUGAAAUACUUUACCACUUGCGGUUUACAGGAAGGUUACGAACCAUUUUGUGUAAACAUGCGGCGACCAGUUACACAUUGGUAUACAAAAGAGCAGCCAAUUUUCGAGAAUACCGAAGAAAUGAUUGAUUGUCGCAUUGAUGUAACACGUAUCCCGGGUGGUGCUGACACACCGCCAUGCCUGAAAAUUUCGCACAACACAUUUGAAACGAUGGAAAAAGCGAAUUGGGAAUUUUUGCGUUUAUCACUUCCGGUUACGUGUAGCGCUGAUUUUAUUCCGGAACAAGAAAAGGCACGACGAUGGGAAGAAAUUAAGCUGCGUCAACAUCGUUUAGCGGCUGAAGUAGAAAGACAAGAAUCCAUGCAGAAUCCAUCGCAUAUGGAUCACAUCAUGCAGGGCGGUUUUACAAUGAAUGAUAUCAAAGGAUUGCAUCGUUUUGGUGAGGAAGCCGUCGAAGCUGAUGAACAAAUGAUGAUGAAUCCAUCGCGUCCACCACGAAAGGGAUCGGUGAGCCGUGGCAGCCCAACGUAUGAUAUAAUGGCUCGAUCAACGAGCGCUUUAGACAUUGACACCUUCCACACGGAUGGCGAUGAUAAAUUGGAGAAGAAACGUGGUCGAAGUCCAUUUAAAUUUUUCAAGAAAGGUCGAAGUCAAAGCAAGGAUAAAAAGUCAAAAUCACCGCCUGAUCGCAAUAGAGGACGUGGAACAUCGGUCGGUCGAAGCACUUCACCACAAGGAUUGAGAGCUCCAACGGUUCGCAUAUCUGAUGCUGAUUUGCGUGGAGGUCCACCGCCACAGUUAGAACGACCAAGCAACAAAACGAUGACAAUAAGUAAUCUAAGUUCUCAGGGCAUUGAAUCGAUUGGCAAUGAAGUUUAUGAUGCUGAGUGCCUUAAAAUGAUCAACGAAUACUUCUACGGUGUUCGAAUUUUUCCCGGACAAGAUCCAACGCAUGUUUACGUUGGCUGGGUAACAACGCAAUAUCAUUUGCACAGCAAAGAAUUCAAUCGCGACAAAGUGCGACGUAUUUCGGUAUUCAUGGAAGAUGAAUAUGAGCAGCCAAUUGAUCGUGUUGAUCGGCAAAGUUGCUAUAUGGUCCGUGCUGACGAACUGUUUAAUGAAGUGUCACAAGAUGCAUCCGGAAAAGGUGCUACGCAAGGCAUGUUUGUUGGUUGUUUCGUCGACACAGCCACUGGUACCAUCAAAUUCACGUGCGAAGGAAAAGUCACUUCACAUCGUUGGCAAAUGGAACCGGACACCAAACUUUUCCCAGCCAUUUUCGUUGAGGCGACCAGCAAGGAAAUUCUUCAAAUUGAAUUGGGCCGAACACCGACAACACUUCCACUUUCAGCGGCCGUUUUACCAACCAGCGAUAAGCAUGUGAAUCCACAGUUUCCACCACGUCUCAAAGUUCAGUGCCUGAAACCACAGCAAUGGGCUCGUGUACCAAAUCAAACGCUUCAAGUGCACGCACUCAAAUUGUCCGAUCUUCGCGGUUGGUCAAUGCUUUGCGAAGAUCCCGUGUCAAUGCUUGCACUUCAUAUUCCAGAAGAAGAUCGAUGCAUUGACAUUCUUGAGCUUAUCGAACUGGAUAAGUUGCUCGCCUUCCAUUCGUAUACACUUACACUGUAUGCAGCACUCUGUUUCCAAUCGAACUACCGAGCUGCCCAUGCUCUAUGCUUGCAUGUCGAUCAAAAGCAAUUACUCUAUGCCAUCAAAUCGGAGUACAUGAGCGGACCUCUGCGGCAAGGUUUCUACGACUUGUUGAUUGCACUCCAUUUGGAAUCACAUGCCAACACGAUGGAAGUGUGCAAGAAUGAGUUCAUCAUCCCACUUGGAACCGAAUUAAUCGAUAUGUACGGAGAUGAAGAAAUGAGGCAUUCGUUACGAUCACUAAAAACUGAAUCCGUCCUGCCGCAGCUUCGUAUGACGGAUAUAGUAGAUAUAUAUAGCCAACCUCAAAUUAUACCUUCAGCAAAUGAAAAUGCUUUCAGUGAACCGAUACCAACCAUCGAUGCACUCUACUCGCCCAAAUUCCCAUUGGAAGAGGUACGGGAUUUUGUGAUGGAAGCAUUGCUCGAAGCGGUCGAAGUGAAUCAAGUGCACAAUCGUGAUCCGAUCGGAUGGUCAAAUGAAAAUCUCUUUUUGCCAUUAUUGAAGUUAAUCGAUCGUUUGUUGCUGGUUGGAAUCGUAACGGAUAAUGAUGUGCAAAAGUUAUUGAUUAUGAUUGAUCCGGAAACGUGGAAUUCCGAUUUCGAUGUAGAGGGUAAAGAUGAGCAUCGCAAAGGAUUGCUAACAAUGAAAAUGGCCGAAGGUGCCAAAUUGCAAAUGUGCUAUUUGCUGCAUCAUUUCAGCGAUAUUCAAUUGAGACAUCGUGUCGAAAGUAUUGUUGCAUUUUCGCAUGAUUUCGUUGGUGAUUUGCAAACCGAUCAGUUGCGUCGUUACAUUGAGAUAAAACAGUCUGAUUUACCAAGUGCCAUAGCGGCAAAGAAAACACGUGAAUACCGUUGCCCGCCGCGCGAACAAAUGAAUGCCAUUUUAGGUUUCAAAGAAUUGGAACCAGAUGAUAUCGAGAAUUGCCCGUGUGGCAUUGAAUUAAAGAAUAGUUUCCUUGAAUUUCAUGAGAAUCUAUUGACGAAAGUUUCAUUGACCGCCCUAGAAGAACCGGAAGAACCAGAUGAAACAAACGAAGAAAAGCCAUCCGCAUUGACGAAACUGUACAAUUUAAUAAAUGCUGUAAAAGAUGCCGAUGAAAAAGUGGAAGAACUAUCGAAAGAGCCAGAGAAGAAGACACCGGAGGAAAACUUUCGCAAAGUAUUGAUUAGAACGAUUGUCGGCUGGGCAGGCGAAUCACAAAUUGAAAAUCCGACAUUGAUACGCGAAAUGUUUAGUUUGCUAGUGCGUCAGUACGAUACAGUGGGUGAAUUGAUACGCGGAUUGGAAAAAACCUAUGUCAUCAAUAGCAAGACGAAGGUGGAUGUGGCUGGUAUGUGGAUUGGAUUAAGUCAAAUACGUGCCUUAUUGCCGGUACAAAUGAGCCAAGAAGAAGAGGAAUUGAUGCGAACACGCUUAUGGAAAUUGGUGAACAACCAUACAUUCUUCCAGCAUCCGGAUUUGAUUCGCAUUUUGCGCGUUCACGAAAACGUAAUGGCGGUGAUGAUGAACACACUGGGUCGUCGAGCUCAAGCGCAAAGCGAUGCACCGACCAUUACUGAAGGUGGUGAAAUGCCGGUCAAAGAAAAGGAUACGUCCCACGAAAUGGUUGUGGCUUGUUGUCGUUUCCUUUGCUAUUUCUGUCGAACCAGUCGUCAAAAUCAAAAGGCGAUGUUUGAUCAUUUCGAUUUCCUGCUAGAAAAUUCAAAUAUUUUGCUGUCACGACCCAGUUUACGUGGAUCAACGCCACUCGAUGUGGCCUAUUCAAGUUUAAUGGAAAAUACGGAGUUGGCACUUGCGCUACGUGAACAUUAUUUGGAAAAAAUUGCCGUUUAUUUGUCACGUUGUGGACUGCAAAGCAACUCAGAAUUGAUUGAAAAGGGUUAUCCGGAUUUGGGCUGGGAUCCAGUUGAAGGUGAACGUUACUUAGAUUUUCUUCGGUUCUGUGUUUGGGUGAACGGCGAAUCGGUGGAAGAAAAUGCCAAUUUGGUGAUUCGUUUGUUGAUUCGACGACCAGAAUGUUUGGGACCGGCAUUGCGUGGCGAAGGUGAAGGUUUAUUGCGUGCAAUCAUUGAUGCAAAUAAAAUGUCCGAGCGCAUUUCCGAUCGCCGUAAAUUGCAAGAUGAAGCCGAAGGAACAAUGAACGGAUUGAACUUUGUUCAUCCAUUGCCCGAAGGUGACGACGAUGAAGAUUACAUUGAUACGGGUGCAGCUAUUUUAAGUUUUUACUGUACACUCGUCGAUUUGUUGGGACGUUGUGCUCCAGAACCAUCGGUCAUUGACCAAGGCAAAAAUGAGUCGCUUCGGGCUCGUGCCAUUUUGAGAUCAUUGGUUCCAUGUGAAGAUUUACAAGGUGUUUUGAGCCUAAAAUUCACACUACAUCAACCGGCACCAGGUGAGGAUAGACCAAAAUCCGAUAUGCCAUCCGGAUUGUUACCGGGUCACAAACAAAGCAUCGUUCUUUUCUUGGAACGUGUUUACGGAAUCGAAACGCAUGAUCUUUUCUAUCGCAUUCUUGAAGAUGCAUUCUUACCGGACUUGAGAACAGCCACCAUGCUCGAUAAGAAUGAUGGAAGCGAAAGCCAAAUGGAGCUAUCAAUGAACCGUUACAUUGGACUCUCAAUACUACCACUGCUCAUCAAACACUCGAAAUUUUACCAAGAAGCGGAGAAUUAUGGCAGUCUAUUGGAUGCCACACUGCACACAGUCUAUCUAUUGUCAAAGAAUCGAAUGUUAACAAAGGGACAGCGUGAAGCUGUGUCUGAUUUCUUGGUUGCCUUAACAGCGUCAAUGCAACCAGCUAUGCUGUUGAAACUAUUGCGUAAGCUGACUGUUGAUGUGUCCAAAUUGUCUGAGUAUACAACGGUUGCACUGCGGCUAUUGACACUGCACUACGAACGAUGUGCAAAAUAUUAUGGUUCAAGUCAUGGUCAGGCCACAUACGGAGCAGCAUCGGACGAAGAAAAACGAUUGACAAUGAUGUUGUUCUCCAAUAUUUUCGAUUCACUCAGUAACAUGGACUAUGAUCCAGAAUUAUUUGGUAAAGCAUUGCCAUGUCUAAUUGCAAUCGGUUGUGCAUUGCCACCCGAUUAUUCGUUGCCACAAAAAUCGGACGAUGAUUUCUAUGGCAAAAAUUCCGGUAAUCCAGAUCAACCGCAAUACCGGCCCGAACCAAUCAACACAUCGAUGAUUUCACUCGAUAAUGAUUUGAAUUCGAUCGUGCAAAAAUUCAGCGAACACUAUCAUGAUGCGUGGGCAAGCCGAAAAAUGGAAACUGGUUGGACGUAUGGCGAUUCAUGGUCAGAUGCAAAUAAAACACAUCCACGGCUUAAACCAUAUAGUAUGCUAAAUGACUAUGAACGCGAGCGCUACAAGGAACCAGUGAGGGAGAGUUUGAAGGCAUUGCUCGCUUUGAACUGGACCGUUGAGCACGCCGAUGUUGAUGCACCGCCAUCACAUCGUGGAUCAACGAGACGCCAAUCGAAACCAAAUAUUCAUGAGGAUUUCCGGGAUUUCCAGAGUGAUGGCAACGCAUUUAACUACAAUCCACAUCCGGUUGAUAUGACGAACUUGACAUUGAAUCGUGAAAUGCAAAAUAUGGCCGAGAGAUUGGCCGAAAAUUCGCAUGACAUUUGGGCGAAGAAGAAACGUGAGGAGAUUGAUACAUGCGGUGGUGCUAUUCAUCCGCAACUGGUUCCAUACGAUCUGUUGACCGACAAAGAGAAACGCAAGGAUCGUGAGCGAUCACAAGAAUUCUUGAAGUAUAUGCAGUAUCAAGGAUUGAAGCUUCACAAGCCAUGCCGAGUGGAUACCAAUUUGGAGGGUGAGCAGGCCGCAACCCAAGCAGCAAUCGAAUUGCGCUUCUCAUAUUCAUUGCUCGAGAAGCUCAUUGCAUAUUUGGAUCGUGCAACAAUCAAUAUGAAACUAUUGAAACCAUCGGCAACAUUCAGUCGUCGUUCGUCAUUCAAAACGGCAUCCAGAGACAUUAAAUUCUUCUCAAAAGUCGUAUUGCCAUUGAUCGAAAAGUAUUUCUCGACGCAUCGCAGUUAUUUCAUAGCCGUUGCAACAGCGACCAACAAUAUCGGUGCCGCUUCGUUGAAGGAAAAAGAAAUGGUUGCGGCCAUUUUCUGUAAAUUGGCCAAUCUGUUGCGCCAGCGUUUGUCUGCAUUCGGACCGGAUAUUCGAAUAACGGUACGAUGCUUGCAAGUGUUGGUGAAAGGUAUCGAUGCAAAGUCAUUGGUCAAGAAUUGUCCCGAAUUCAUUCGUACAUCGAUGUUGACAUUCUUCAACACCACGGCCGACGAUUUGAGUCAAACGAUUAUCAACUUGCAGGAGGGAAAAUACAGCCACUUGCGAGGUACACACUUAAAAACAUCCACCUCUCUGUCGUAUGUAAACCAGGUGAUAAUGCCGGUGUUAACAUCGAUGUUUGAUCAUUUGGCCGCAUGCGAUUAUGGAAGCGAUUUACUUUUGGAUGAAAUUCAAGUGGCAUCGUACAAGAUUUUAGCCGCAUUGUACACACUGGGCACGGACAGUACAUUGACCAAUGAUCGUAAAUAUCUGAAGACCGAAAUUGAACGCAGCCGACCAAGUUUGGGAACAUGUUUGGGCGCGUUUAGCUCCACAUUUCCGGUUGCAUUCUUGGAACCGCAUCUCAAUAAACACAAUCAAUUUUCGCUGCUUAAUCGCAUUGCCGAUCAUUCGCUGGAGGCGCAGGAUAUUAUGGUGCGAAUGGAGAGUUCAAUGCCAAAUUUAGAAUCGAUUCUAACCGAAGUCGACCAAUUUGUUGAAUCGGAUAAAACAUACAUUGAUGCUCCGCACAUAAUUGAUGUUAUUUUACCAUUGCUGUGUGCAUAUUUACCGUUUUGGUGGUCACAGGGACCGGAUAAUGUUUCACCAACAAGUGGCAACCAUGUUACAAUGGUGACCGCCGAUCAUAUGAAUGUUUUGCUGAAAAACGUACUGAAAAUGAUUAAAAAGAACAUUGGCAACGAAAAUGCACAGUGGAUGACCCGAAUCGCCGCAUACACACAACAGAUUAUCAUUAAUAGCUCGGAAGAAUUGCUCAUCGAUCCAUUUUUGCCGCUGGCCGAACGUGUCAAAAAGCGUACCGACAAUAUGUUCCACAAGGAGGAAGGCAUGCGUGGUUUUAUUAAAUCGGCAAACGACGAUACAUCACAAAUCGAAUCUCAAAUCCAAAAUGAUUGGCAACUUUUAGUGCGUGAUAUUUAUUCAUUCUAUCCGUUACUUAUUAAAUAUGUCGAUUUGCAACGCAAUCACUGGCUCAAGAAUAACAUCCACGAAGCUGAAGAGCUGUACAAUUAUGUGGCGGAAAUUUUUAACGUUUGGUCAAAGAGUCAGUACUUCUUAAAGGAAGAGCAAAACUUUAUAUCGGCCAAUGAAAUCGAUAAUAUGACAUUGAUUAUGCCGACGGCAACACGACGACCAAUCUCCGAUGGAGCUCCGGUGACUGGCGGAAAAGUGAAGAAGAAGAAGAAACAUCGCGAGAAGAAACGGGACAAAGACAAGGAAGUACAAGCCAGUUUAAUGGUGGCUUGCUUGAAACGUCUUUUGCCAGUCGGUUUGAAUUUGUUCGCUGGCCGAGAACAAGAGCUCGUUCAACAUUGUAAAGAUCGAUAUCUUAAGAAAAUGCCGGAAAGUGAGGUCAUUGAAUUUGCUCGCACACAACUCACAUUGCCAGAUAAGCUCGAUCCUGCCGACGAAAUGUCGUGGCAACACUAUCUGUACUCAAAAUUAGGAAAGGACCAGACCUCGGAAGAGAUUAUUGAAAAACCACCGGCGGGCGCCACCGAAAAGAUUAAAACCAAAGAUCAAAUCAUCCAAGAGACAGUCGAACGCAUUGUAGCAAUGGCUAAAGUUUUAUAUGGACUUCACAUGAUUGAUCAUCCCCAACAACAAAGUAAAAACGUUUAUCGAAGUGUCGUUUCAAUACAAAGAAAACGAGCUGUUAUCGCUUGUUUCCGCCAAAUUCCAAUACAUUUACUGCCAAGACAUCGUGGAUGCAACAUCUUUGCCCGAACCUAUUACGAAUCAUGGUUGCAGGAUGAAAAUAUUGGACAAGAAAUGUUGAUUGACGUUUUAACGCAAACGUUCGAAGAAGCGGAAAAGAAAAAGAAAGAUGACUUAUGCGAUCAAGGCAAACCAGAUCCAUUGUCCCAAUUGGUGAUAACAUUCUGUCGUAAUGCAAUGGCUGAACGUAGCGGUGCACUUCAAGAAGAUCCAUUAUAUAUGUCGUAUGCACAAAUUGUGGCUAAAUCAUGCGGCGAAGAACAGGAGGAUGAUGGUGGUGGCGAAGGUGAUGCCAGCAUUCAUGAGCAAGAAAUGGAAAAGCAAAAACUUUUGUUCCAUCAAGCUCGGCUGGCCAAACGUGGAGUUGCUGAAAUGGUGUUACUUCAUAUAUCAGCAUCAAAAGGUAUACCGAGCGAUAUGGUCAUGACAACAUUGGAAUUGGGUAUUGCUAUAUUGCGUGGCGGUAAUAUCGACAUUCAAAUGGGCAUGUUGAAUCAUUUGAAGGAGAAAAAAGAUGUUGGCUUUUUCACAUCAAUCGCCGGACUGAUGAACUCGUGCAGCGUUUUAGAUCUGGAUGCAUUUGAACGGAACACCAAAGCCGAAGAGUAUAUUCCGAGUGCGGGUUCAGGUCUAGGUGUUGGUUCGGAAGGAGCGGCUGGCGAGAAAAAUAUGCACGAUGCUGAAUUUACAUGCGCCCUAUUUCGAUUCAUUCAACUCACUUGUGAAGGUCACAACUUGGAAUGGCAAAACUAUUUGCGAACACAAGCUGGUAAUACAACGACGGUGAAUGUUGUCAUCUGUACGGUGGAUUAUUUGUUGCGAUUGCAAGAAUCUAUCAUGGAUUUCUAUUGGCAUUAUUCGAGUAAAGAGGUGAUCGAUCAGGCAGGCAAAUUGAAUUUCUUCAAAGCGAUCGGUGUGGCCAGUCAAGUAUUCAACACGUUGACUGAAGUCAUUCAAGGACCAUGUACACUGAAUCAACAGGCAUUGGCACAUUCACGUCUAUGGGAUGCGGUCGGCGGUUUUCUCUUCUUAUUCUCACACAUGCAAGACAAACUAUCGAGACACUCGAGCCAAAAUGAUUUGCUCACCGAACUGAAUAAUCUGCAAAAAGAUAUGAUUACAAUGAUGUUGUCGAUGCUGGAAGGAAAUGUCGUCAAUGGCACCAUUGGAAAGCAAAUGGUCGACACAUUGGUCGAAUCAGCGUCGAAUGUUGAAUUGAUUUUGAAAUAUUUCGAUAUGUUCUUGAAAUUGAAAGAGUUGACAACAUCGGCAUCAUUCGGCGCCGAAAUCGAUCCCAACGGCGAUGGAUGGGUCGAAACAAAGGAUUUUAAAGAGAAAAUGGAACAAACCAAAAAUUACACACCCGAGGAGAUCGAUUUUCUGUUGGCCUGCAUGGAAGUCAAUCACGACGGAAAAGUUGAUUACGAAGCAUUCGCUGACCGUUUCCAUGAGCCAGCCACUGAAAUCGGUUUCAAUUUGGCGGUUCUGUUGACAAAUCUCUCAGAGCAUAUGCCAAAUGAGCCACGAUUAGCCCGAUUCUUGGAGACAGCCGGUUCGGUAUUGAAUUAUUUCGAACCGUUUUUAGGACGUAUUGAAAUUAUGGGUGGCUCUAAGCGAAUUGAACGUGUCUAUUUUGAAAUCAAAGAUUCAAACAUUGAACAAUGGGAGAAACCACAAAUUAAGGAAUCAAAACGUGCAUUCUUCCAUUCGAUUGUAACGGAAGGUGGUGACAAAGAGAAGCUCGAAGCGUUUGUUAACUUCUGCGAAGAUGCUAUUUUCGAAAUGACACAUGCAUCAAAUCUCAUGGCAACGGACGAUAAUACAAGUAACACGAAAAAAGAAGCCAAAUACAGCACAUACAUCAGCGAAGAAGAUGAAGAACGAGCGGCCAGAGAUCCAAUCCGACGAAGUGUGCAAGGUGCAAAGAAUGCCUUUAAAUACACCAUACACUUAUUUAGCCCAGCAAAUAUCAAACAUCAAUUGGGUGUAAUGAAAACCAUGUCCAUACCGGAAUUGAUAAUUGGAUUCUUUAAGUCGAUAUUCUAUGCAUUCUAUUACUCGGGCUACGGUGUAAUGGCAAUCAUUAAAUAUUUGUUGAUAAAUGUGUUGAUGUCAUUGAUGCGUGGACCAGCUGAAGAAGUGAUUGAAGAAGCUCCAAUUGAAGAGGAUAAAUUUUCCAUGAAAGCGUUAGCACUGCCGGCCGAAGAGACAUCGACAACAAUGCAGGCAUUCGGAUUGGAUAUAAGUAAAGAGGAAAAUGGACAAUUCAAAAUGGCACCGCACGAAUCAUCGCAACCAAGUCCAACUGCUUCGGAAGAAACGGGCGAGAGUACGCCUGAAGAAGGUGGUGAACAAACGGAUCCAUCUGCCGAAGUGGAACAACCAAUGACUUUGGUCGAUUUGUUGGGUGGAGAAGCGGCAAAGCGAGCAGAUAUCGAACGUUCUGAGGCGCAAAAAGUGCAGGAAGCUGCGAUGGCAACAAUCGAAGCCGAAUCAAAGAAAACUGCACAACAAACUACCGAAACACCAGCCGUCGAACAAAUCGAUUUCUCCAAAUAUGCCCAUCGUGCUGUCAGCUUUUUGGCGCGAAAUUUCUACACUCUCAAAUAUUUGGCGUUGGUAUUGGCGUUUGGCAUCAAUUUCAUGUUGUUAUUCUAUAAAGUUACGUCAUACGCUGAAGAGGGAGACGAAGAUGAAGAUGAUUUGCUUGGUUUUGGUUCUGGUUCUGGCAUACUCGAAGGAUCUGGUGGCUCGGGCAGUGGUGCUGGUGAUGAUGAAGACGAUGAUCCAAUGGAAGCGGUACAUGUGGAUGAAGAUUUCUUUUACAUGGAACAUGUGCUACGCGUGGCCGCAUUGUUGCACAGUUUAUGCUCGUUAUGCAUGUUAAUCGCCUAUUAUCACCUUAAAGUGCCAUUGGCCAUUUUCAAACGGGAAAAAGAAAUUGCACGACGAUUGGAAUUCGAUGGUUUAUUCAUUGCCGAGCAACCGGAAGACGAUGACAUUAAAUCGCAUUGGGAUAAAUUGGUAAUAUCAGCAAAGAGUUUCCCAGUGAACUAUUGGGAUAAAUUUGUGAAGAAAAAAGUGCGCCAGAAAUACAGUGAAACGUAUGACUUUGAUAUGAUUUCAUUAUUGCUGGGAAUGGAAAAGACCACAAAUCUGCCGGUGCAGGAAGUUGAAUCGAGCGGUAUUAUUCAGUACAUAUUGACGAUCGAUUGGAGGUACCAUGUGUGGAAAGCGGGUGUAACCUUCACAGAUAAUGCCUUCCUCUAUGCACUGUGGUAUUUCACAUUUUCGGUGCUGGGUAAUUUCAACAAUUUCUUCUUUGCUGCCCAUUUGCUCGAUGUUGCCGUCGGUUUUAAGACAUUGCGUACGAUUUUGCAGUCGGUAACACACAACGGAAAACAGCUGGUAUUGACGGUCAUGCUGUUGACAAUUAUUGUGUACAUUUAUACGGUGAUUGCGUUCAAUUUCUUCCGUAAAUUUUACAUUCAGGAAGAGGAUGAAGAGGUGGACAAAAAGUGUCACGAUAUGUUAACAUGUUUUGUGUUCCAUUUGUAUAAGGGUGUACGGGCUGGUGGUGGUAUUGGUGAUGAAAUCGGUGAUCCCGAUGGCGAUGACUACGAAGUGUAUCGCAUCAUUUUCGAUAUCACAUUCUUCUUCUUUGUUAUUGUCAUUCUGUUGGCCAUCAUUCAAGGUUUGAUUAUUGAUGCAUUCGGUGAGCUUCGUGAUCAACUUGAAUCGGUCAAAGAAGAUAUGGAAUCGAAUUGCUUUAUUUGUACGAUGGAAAAGAGUUUCUUUGAUGCGGUACCGCAUGGUUUUGAUACGCACGUACAGCAAGAGCAUAAUUUAGCCAAUUACAUGUUCUUCUUGAUGCAUUUAAUCAAUAAGCCCGACACCGAGUACACCGGCCAGGAAACAUAUGUUUGGAACAUGUAUCAGCAACGUUGCUGGGACUUUUUCCCGGUCGGUGACUGUUUCCGGAAGCAAAACGAAGACAUAAAAGCUGGCGGUGGCGAAUAAUAACACACGCACACCACACACAACACACAACAAUACACCACAUUUAUUUUGCACAACCAUUUUACGUAUUAUUCAUUUUAUAUAAAUAGUUCUCUCUCUCUCUCUUUUUUUGUAAACAAAAACAAACUUUGUUUCAUCCAUUCGGCACGACGACGAAGACGACGGACGAACGAACGACGACGACAAGAACAACACAUCGACAAAUCAAAAAAAAAAAACAAAUUCAGUCAUCUUUUUAUAUGUACUUUCUUAUUUCUAAGCAAUUGAAGUUUUUUUUUUAAAUAUCAACACACACUCUCUUUAGGAACAAACGAAGAAAAAGAAAAUCAUACUAGUCAAAAUUUACAUCAGAUUAUGUUCAUAAAUUAUUCUCUCUCAAACACACACACGCAAUCAAUUGAAUUCAGUAAAAAUUCAAUUGAAACAUUUGUAAAAAAAAAAAAAAACAAAGCAAAUAUUUGGACUAAAGAAACAAGUGGACAUCACUGUUCAAUUAUUACUGAAAAUGUUAUUUAGUUAAGUUUAAGCGCAAUUCAGACAAUCGAUAAAUCUAUUCUAGACAUCAUUUAGCCAUUUCUAUUUCGCUGUUAGGAAUACGAUUCAUAUCAUCAAAUAAUUCUAGCAGUUCAAUCCUUUAUUUUCGUUUUCGGAUUGUUUUUCACCCUAUGGCUGGCUAAAAAACUAUCAUAUUGUAUUUUUCAACCACACUCAUACAUGGAAAAAACAACACUCUCUCUUCAAAAUCACGACCAAAUUAAUUUCACCUUCAAAAACGGUGACCAAGUGUAAAAAAUGAAAUACAAACCAAUAAGCCAUGAAAACAUUGCUGGUUCUUCAUAUAAACCAACAAUAAUAAUCCGACGUGGAUGAAUGACGAAAUGCUAUUUUUUUUUUAAAUAUAACUAUUAUGUUUUUGAUUCAACACACGUGUAUUUUCAUACAAGAACUUGUAAUUUUUCUCUCUUAUCGAUUCUAAUACAUAUUCAAUAAAAAAAAACAACGUGAGAAAAAGUUA
Molecule: messenger RNA, 16960 nt
Organism: Sitodiplosis mosellana (orange wheat blossom midge)
Lineage: Eukaryota; Metazoa; Arthropoda; Insecta; Diptera; Cecidomyiidae
Gene: RyR
Product: ryanodine receptor
Exons: 39
Coding region: 568-15945 (5125 amino acids)
Biological process (GO): calcium ion transmembrane transport; intracellular calcium ion homeostasis
Cellular component (GO): Z disc; sarcoplasmic reticulum membrane; calcium channel complex
Molecular function (GO): protein binding; ryanodine-sensitive calcium-release channel activity
Source: RefSeq, a predicted model, not a curated record